Alternaria novae-zelandiae is the source of this 552-nucleotide messenger RNA. RefSeq lists its product as uncharacterized. NCBI's taxonomy places the organism in Eukaryota, Fungi, Ascomycota, Dothideomycetes, Pleosporales, Pleosporaceae. The transcript is spliced from 2 exons. The coding region runs from base 1 to 552 and encodes 183 amino acids. The record is from RefSeq and is a predicted model, not a curated record.
AUGCGGAGAGAACGUCGCAAAGUAAGCGACGCACAAGACAAGGAUUCCGACGCGACAAAGACGCCAAUGUGGUGGAAGGUCGAUAGCUCAGGGAUACUAGCCAGCUUGGGUACGGCCACUGCUUCACAAGGCGUCGCAGUAUCAGAAGCGACAACCUCGACCAAUCCACAAAGUACACCCGCGUCCUCGGACGGUAGUGCAGCGGCCUCUACACCCACCAGCGCGCCGUCUCCAACAGCAACCAAUACCACAGAUCAAUCCGAUGUAUCGUCGAGCGGUGGUAUAUCGGCGGGCGCAGGAGCAGGCAUCGGCGUCGGCGCAACUGCUGCUAUAAUCAUCAUUGCGUUGCUCGCUUGGCUCUUCUUUCGCGAGCGCAAGAAGAGAAGAGCACUGCAGAAACCGGCCAUGGACACAACCAUGCAUCAGGCCCAUCCUGCUCGGAAGGAUAUGCAGGAUUACACGCACGAAGCACCACCCGAUGGGCGUACUGAGUUGGAACAAGAGAGGGCGAGAUAUGAGAUGGACGGGAGGGCGGGGCAGGAGUUGCCUUGA